Messenger RNA from Perca flavescens (yellow perch), 2031 nucleotides. It is a transcript of the gene xkr8.3, whose product is annotated as XK related 8, tandem duplicate 3. The record is from RefSeq and is a predicted model, not a curated record. Gene Ontology annotation, biological process: phosphatidylserine exposure on apoptotic cell surface; engulfment of apoptotic cell; apoptotic process involved in development. The coding region runs from base 284 to 1549 and encodes 421 amino acids. Lineage: Eukaryota; Metazoa; Chordata; Actinopteri; Perciformes; Percidae. Gene Ontology annotation, cellular component: plasma membrane. The transcript has 3 exons.
CAGACAGGGAUCGUUACGAACACACCAGCUGCUCUCCUAUGCUUUUUUACACAAUUUUCUUCCUAAAAUCAUGCCUGCAACGCUUUAAUAUACCCUCUCUGAGUGAGUUGAAACAGUUGCUCAAAUAUGCAAAGUGUUGGCAACUUUUUUCUUCAAUGGGUUGAAGAAUGUGAAGUCGCUUUGGGAGGGAAAUAACGGUGCAGGACGUUAGCCGAAUGUUAGCUAGCUAACCAGCAACAGGUCAGUUGGUUGGUCGGUCAACUAGCUAACUGACAAAACGGUUAUGGAGCGCGCGACUUUUUCAAAAUACUCCUGGAUCGAUUUUUUCUUCUCUGUGAUCGGAGUGUGUACCUUCUUGGUGGACUGGGGCUCGGACGUGUGGGUGGCCACCGAGUUUUACUGCCGCGGGGACUUGUUCUGGUUCGCGGUGCUGGUCGGCCUCAUGGUCCUGUCGUCUGUCGUCGUCCAGAUGUUCAGCUGGUUCUGGUUCAAGUACGACCGGCAGCUGCUGGGCUUCAGCGCGCGGACCGGAGGAGGAACCGAGCUCUUCGGGGACCAAGUGAGGCUCUCCUGCGUGUUACAUGUGCUGCAGCUGGGUUUCCUUUGCAGACACAUCUCCGCCAUACGCCAAGGCUUCAGGGUUUGGUGGCGGAAAGAGGAAGGGUCAGAGUACGCUGUUUACCUGACACAUGACCUCAGCAUGCUCCGGCUAAUCGAGACGUUCUGUGAGAGUGCUCCUCAGCUCACUCUGAUGAUCUACGUCAUGCUGCACACAAACAAGGCCAGGACUGUUCAGUUUGUGAGCAUUGCUGCAUCAACCACUUCCAUAGCCUGGAUGGUGGUGGAUUACCACCGCUCUCUGCGCUCCUUCCUCCCCGACAAGGCCAAGCAGGGCUGGUGUUCCGCUUUGAUCUACUUCCUGUGGAACCUGCUGCUAAUCGCCCCACGCGUGACGGCCCUUGCCCUCUUCGCCUCAGUCCUGUCAGGGUACAUCGCUGCCCACUUCUUGAUGCUGUGGCUCGUCUUUGUGCUGUGGGCCUGGCGACAGGGGACAGACUUCAUGGACAGCGUCGGUGGGGAGUGGCUCUACCGGGCCACCGUAGGGCUUAUUUGGUACUUCAGCUGGUUUAAUGUAGCAGAGGGUCAGACCCGAGGCAGGAGCAUCAUCUAUCAUUCUUUCAUCACCACUGAUGGAGGAAUCCUGCUGGUGACAUGGUGGUGUUACAGGGACCCUGUCCAGACGGAGUCAUACGCCCUCACUCUGCUCAUCGCUCUACUUUUCAUCUACCUCUUGGGACUGCUCUUUAAAACCCUCUACUACUGCUGUUUCCACCCCAAGCUGUGGAGGCCCCCGGUGAGGGAGCCAGGACUGCCCGAUGAUCGGCCCGAUGCAGAAGUGUCCUUUAGAGACGUUUCCAUCCAGGACGGCACCCUGUCCUCCCAGCUCCUCAACAAACGCAUGGCCUGCCAUGCUGCUCAUUUUUACUCUGAGCAAGGAGUCAAUAGAAACCCUGAUAGCACAAACAGAGCGGAGCCAUCACAUCUGUGAUGUCUGACUUUUUGUGUGCCAAAGUCAACAGUGUCCUACUGAUAAAUGUUACCUUCUUUGGUAGUGAUAGUAUGCAACAAUCUCUCUCAAGACUCCGGUGUCCUAUCUGUGCUGCAAUUUCCCCGGGUGCUCAGUAUAUGAACCAUAUGAACCAUAUCAAGAUGAACCAAAAUACAGGCUCAAAAACGGUACCUGAAACUAAGAGUGGGCAAUAUGGAUACAAUCCUUUUCAUAUCACUACAUACAUCAGUACCUACAGUAUAUUGGGAUAUAGUAAAUUCCUGGAAGAAGUGUUAAAAUAACUGAUAUUUGUUUUAUACCUAUCCUGUAGGGGUGCACAAUUCAGAAAAUGUCACGAUUCGAUAUUGAUUUUUAGGCUCAAGAUUCUCGAUUCUCGAUUAAAGAAAACAAUUCACAGUAUGUAAAUGUAGUAACUUUUCCCAUGCGAUUGCAGUAGACAUACACUUAAAAAAAAAUUAUAA